AUGCGGUCCAGCUGCUCCCUGCUAUUCUGCCUACUGCUUGUGUCCCAUGGGUCCUCAGCAGUCAUCACAGGGGCCUGUGUGAAGGACAUGCAGUGUGGAGAGGGGAUGUGCUGUGCGGUCAGUCUGUGGAUCAGGAGCCUGAGGAUGUGUGCCCCUAUAGGACAGAAAGGAGACGAGUGUCACCCCAUGAGUCACAAGGUUCCCUUCAUUGGCACAAGACUACAUCACACAUGUCCAUGUGUGCCAAAUUUGGCAUGCAUCACCACAUCAGAGGGCAAAUCAAAAUGUCUUUCACCGUACAACUACUCAGACUAUUACCUCUGAGGACA
Messenger RNA from Salmo salar (Atlantic salmon), 329 nucleotides. RefSeq names its product prokineticin 2 (gene prok2). Gene Ontology annotation, biological process: endothelial cell proliferation. The record is from RefSeq and is a predicted model, not a curated record. Lineage: Eukaryota; Metazoa; Chordata; Actinopteri; Salmoniformes; Salmonidae.